This is a messenger RNA of Anopheles maculipalpis, 492 nucleotides long. RefSeq names its product NPC intracellular cholesterol transporter 2-like. The record is from RefSeq and is a predicted model, not a curated record. The coding region runs from base 1 to 492 and encodes 163 amino acids. Gene Ontology annotation, biological process: intracellular cholesterol transport. The transcript has a single exon. Gene Ontology annotation, molecular function: sterol binding. NCBI's taxonomy places the organism in Eukaryota, Metazoa, Arthropoda, Insecta, Diptera, Culicidae.
AUGGCCAUCUUGAAACUGUCCAGUGUGUUUGGUGUGCUGGUGGUGCUGCUAGUAGCAACCACCACGGUAAUGGGUGCCGGAGUUGCAACCCGUCCCUGUUCCGACGGACGUCCGACACCGAGCGAGGUGCGCGUUGAGGGCUGUACCGUUCCACCGUGUGAUUUGGUGCGUGGAUCGGACGCCAUCAUGGACAUGGACUUUACGGCUCCAUUUGCGGCGGAUAAUCUGCGCACGGAAGUGGUCGCAACGGCACUGGGCGUGACGGCCCCUUUCGAGCUUCCGGCGGACCGUGCAGCGGCGUGCAAUUGGUUGCUGAACGCACAGUGCCCGGUCAGCGCUGGCGAGGACAUUACAUACCGUUUGAGUAUGCCGGUGUUGCUGAUCUACCCGCGCGUAAGCCUUACGGUGGAAAUUAAUCUGGUGGAUGAUGCUGGACAGUCGUUGGCUUGCUUUUUGCUUGAUGCUCGUGUCGUUUCGGGCCGUGCAGCGUAA